This is a messenger RNA of Menidia menidia (Atlantic silverside), 5125 nucleotides long. Lineage: Eukaryota; Metazoa; Chordata; Actinopteri; Atheriniformes; Atherinopsidae. The record is from the annotation of a GenBank genome assembly.
GCGCGAGGGCAGCAAUGAGCCCGAGCGCCAUUACGUUCACAUAUUUUACCACAAAAAGAGUGUCGCUCGGUUGUAUGCGGAAAAGCGACCGUGGAAACAAACACAAGCAUGCAUGUCCGGCGUUGUCAUUCCAGUUGACAACCAGCAGAAAUAAUGAUGGAGUUGGUUUGGGAUGACCACCCAAUCCCUGACGGUCCAUUCUUUACUAGAGAUCUCUGUGACAAGUACUCCCUUGCACCUCGUGUCAGCGAGCUUUGGAACUUUCUCAAUAGUCCCAGGGCUUCAGAAAACCCCAGCUCUUCUCCAAAAAAAGAGACCGCAGUGUUAAAAGGCAAGAGGUCCAGCAGACAGGUGUCCCACCGAGAUAGUGAUGGUCCGUGGGAAGACAUGGAUGCUGGAGGUGCAGAGGACAGUAAGGAUGGCACAAAGUUCAGCGCAAAGCAUGAGCAGAAUGCGGCUGGGGAUGCUUUCCCUGAACCCAGGCUGCCUUUUCCCUGUUUGUCCAGCCUCUCCAGCACAGAUCACUACACCUAUAUUCAGUAUUUGAAGGAUAAGAAUGGCAAGUCUCCUCCACAGAGCCUAACAAGGCGAUUAAACAAUGAAGUGAUGCAGUUCAUGAAGUACCUUCAAGAUGUUUCUAAAAUGUGUGCUGAUGACUACAACUUCAUAUCUCAAGGAGCUAUGCAAUAUUCUGAGGAAUUCUUCCGGGCCUGUUUACAGUACAUCAAGACGUUCCCUCAGUUCUACACCAUUACUGAGAUAACCAGUCUGACAGGGGGGACUUUUAAUCCGGCACUCACGCUGACAUUUGAAAAACAGCUGCUAAUAAUGGGGAGUGUGAGUAUUACACAACACAGGAUAGUGCCUGCUGAUGCACAGCUUGCAUUGGAUUAUCAGACUGUUUCAUCAGAGAAUCCUCCAGCUAAAAAAGCUAAGGACACGCACGCUAUGGUCAGCAGUGAUGGCAAUGCGGAAAAGCUGUGCGCCUUAUAUGAGCCCCAGGUCUGCCUGACCCGGGAUGCCCUGUGUAGGCUGCUGGACAACCACGGCCCCGACUUUGCCGAGCAGUGGGAGCUGCCUGUUAGUGUCAAAGCAACCCCAGGAAAAGGGAGCAGCCAGAAGAAGACUGUCUACAUAGAUUCACCCCUUCUAAAGACUGAGAUGACAGUUAGAGAGAGGAGCCAUAUCUUCCACCAGGAGAGUUUGAAGCUCUCUGUCGUUAAGAAAGGAAAUAAAAAUGUGUUCCAUUUGAUGACAGAGGGGCCUGCACAUGAAGAGCAAGUGUCACCGGAGGAACAUAAGAGGAGUUGUGCCUCUUUAGAAAACACCGGCCUCGACUUUGAGGUGGACCUUACUGACCUGGAGACGUUUGGAGAGACGAUCACUAAAAGGUCCACGAGGAAGGGGAAACAGAAGGAGGCAGAUGGAACAGUUCAAAGUAAAAAACUUCCAAGCCCCCCAGUUUUAGGUCGGGCUAAAAGGUCCAGCGAGCAUCUGGAUGAAACUAAUAUGAGCAGCAGUGCACAGGAUACUAUAGACGGCUCUUUGGCUAAAACCGAUGAUCCGAAAAAUGAGCCUGUUCUGCUGGUUACGAGUGAAGGAAUUCUACCAAAGAAAGACCCAGUGGGACAAAGUUCUUCCCAAGGGAGUGAUGAUGAGCAUAGUUUUACGGGAGAUUCAGAGGAUGAUAAACUGGCUAUUGAUGAGUCUGUAUCUCCAAAGACAGCACCUGCCAAACAAGCAGAGCCCAGGUCUGCAGCAUGCCUGGCAGAUUCAUCAGUGACCCCGGCUCCCGAGGCCUCUCCAGUAAGCACAGAGUUUUCCCCCCCUCAUAAAGGCACACGGUCCAGGACACAGUCCAAAAGAGGAAAGGUCUCAGGGGAUCAACUUGGUGAGAUCCUUCGCAUGCAGACGGCCAUGUUCAAGUCGGCCGGUGACAAAGCUGCCAUAAAGUCACCCGGCAGGAGCGUGGAGCCCUCAGUGCACUCUCAUCCAACGACCCUGGUCAAACCCUGCGUGACUUCCUAUUUGGAAAGACAACAGAAAGAGGACAGCGAGACGUGCGCCGCUCCUCACGAAUCUGCAUCUGUCAAGAAUGUUACAGAACACAGAAAAAUACUUUCACAAGUGCUUCAGGCUUGUGAUGAAGAUGAGCAAGACUACGAGUCACCAGCAGAGGGCAACGUGCUCUACAAACUCUACAGUCUGCAGGACUUGCUACUCAUGGUGCGCAGCUCCGUGUCGCUCACCCAUGGAUGGCACGUAGGCAGCAGCCGAAAUCAGUUCGUUCCAGUGCAUGUCUUGCCCAAGCUGGAGUACCAGCUCACUUAUGGCGUUGAAUGUCUAACCAGCAGUGAGGCUUGCCAGCUAUGGACCGAAACCCUGCUGCACCCGACCACUCUAUCAUACGUUGCUCACAUCAAUGCACACACGUCUAAAGUGGCUCUGCUGAGGAAGCUGCCCGACGACUGGAAAGAGAACAUCUCCGGCGGGUUCAAACCUUCAAAGUCACUGAACAUCCUGCACCACAUACUGAAGAAGCUAACAGGGUUAGAGGAAGGAGAGUACCUGAUCACACACAAAGCAUGGGAACCAUUUGUGACCCUAUUAAAAUCAGCUAAAGGAAAAGCGAGCCGGUCAGCGUACGACCUGCAGCAGAUCCACAGCUCCGUUCCACAGCCGCCUGCCUCAGGCCAUGUGCCCUGGAUACCUGUCGACCCCCACGUUCUCCUGCCCUUUCACCUCAAACACACGCGGCUCCCAUGCACCUUUCCACCAAAGAUUUUCCCAAAGAGAGCGCAAAAGAGAGCCGGCAACUAUGGAGGUGGCCAGAAGAGCAGCCCAAAAGCAAAAGGCAACAAGAAGGGAAAAAAGAAACGUCCAGCUACCCGGACACAAAAGAUGGCUUUGGUAUCAGAGUUUUUGGGACAGCUGUCUCUCAACGUUGCGGCAAAUGAACCCAGGUACCCCACCGUGGUCCCCGCUCUGGACUUUGACCCUGAGAGGGAUGCCGCCAGGAUAGAGACGGCUAUCAAAACCAAAGGAGUGGAUGAACAGACCAUCAUUGACGUUCUAACACAUCGGACCUACUCCCAAAGGAGAGAAAUUGCUUUUGCAUAUGAAAAGAGGGCAAAGAAGGACCUGAUCUCAGCUCUUAAGGCGGCCCUGUCUGGCUCACUGGAAACGGUGAUCCUCGGACUGAUGAAGAGCACGGCCCAGUAUGAUGCCUCCGAGAUCAGAGGGUCUAUUAAGGGCUUAGGAACAGAUGAAGAAACUUUGAUUGAGAUUUUGUGCUCACGCAGCAAUGAUGAGCUGGUGGAAAUCAAGAAGGUGUACAAGGAGUUGUUCAAGAAAGAGCUGGAAAAAGAUGUGGCUGGAGACACCUCUGGGAACUUUGCAAAACUGCUCUUAGCUCUUGUGCAGACAAAGAGAGACGACCCAUCUGCUGUGGUAGACUAUGAGAAGAUAGAUGAAGAUGCCAGAGCUCUUUAUGAUGCUGGAGUGAAGAUUAAAGGAACUGACGUGCCCACUUGGAUCUCCAUUAUGUCUCAGAGAAGUGUCCCUCAUCUGCAGAAAGUGUUUCAGAGAUACAAGAGUUACAGUCCCUACGACAUGCAGGAGAGCGUUGUGAAGGAAGUAAAAGGAGAUUUGCAACAGUCCUUCCUGGUUCUAGUUCAGUGCUUCGAAAACAAACAGCUGUUCUUUGCCAAAAGACUGAAUGAAGCCAUGAAGAGUAAAGGAGCCAAAGAGAAGAUAGUGACCAGAAUUAUUGUCUCCCGCUGUGAGGUGGACCUGAAAAAGAUUUGUUCUGAAUACAAGGACAACUUUGGACAGUCUCUGCAGCAGACUAUCACGGAACACACCAAGGGAGACUACCAGAAGGCACUGCUCAGUCUCUGUGGACCUGAGCAAUAAAAAUGAAUAGUCACCAUUACUUUUUUACCUCUGGAAGGUUGUACUGGAUAUAUGAGAUUUUAUAAUAUCACCUGGGAACAAGUUCAAGCAACCAAAGCUCGUUUUUCCACAAACAUACGAGUGUGUUACAAAAGAAAAAAGUUUUAGCCUUUCAUAAAGUUGCUUUUUUGGAGUUCUCGCGCUUACUUUUCUAACCCUUCACUUAGCAUUUUUCUUAGAUGUCGUUUUUUAAAUAACCACCAGAGGGCAGUCAAGUUUUAUUAAAAGCAACACCUGUGUCUCAGGGCUUUUGCUGUUUGAUGCCUGCUGCAGAAAUACAGCGGUUUUAGGAAUUUUAAACACAAUGAAAUAUUUGCCAGUGACUGACAUGUUAACAUGCUUUCAUCAGCUCUCUCACUCAUCAUCAAAGGAUGUAAAGCAGGUCAAAAUGAAUGAAAGCAGCGGCUGGACACUAUUUUACUCGCCCUGACCAGUGACAUUUUUUAAGUGUUUCUAAGGAAAAAUGGUUCGGAUGAUAUGGAUUUAUAUCUUCAACUUAAAAUGUCAUGAUUUGUCUCUGGAAAAUUGAGAGUGUGUGACAAAUAAAAUAAACAAUCAGCCUAUUUCUCUGCAGUUCUAUCAAGAUGAUUUAAUCAUUAGUGUGUUUUUCUGUGUUUGUUUGGUGCUAAUAUUUUAAUUGAAAAUGUUAAUUUUACCUCCGGCAAAGAUGAUUUGCAUACCACUAAACAAGCGUCUAUACAACGUGUUUCUGCUGUUUAGUUUGUGGUCUCUCAGGAUGAAAUAAGCACAACAGUGUUGUCAAGGCAUUUCUACUGAAGUAUAAGGAACAAAAUAGCCCCGAAAGGUAGAAGCAGAACUGCUGAACACACUGAUGAGGAAAGGAUGGGAAGGAAAGUGCAAUAAUUUAAUGGAAGUAAGCGGCGGGCUUUAGCUCAGAUUUGUUAGAGGACCAUCUCUUAUUGUUGGAGAAAUUGCCUGAUAAAUAAUGCUUCUGUCUAAUAUUUUAAAUGGUUGAGUAGCUAAGGAGAGAAAUGGUUUCAUAUUUUAACAAGGCAUUGGAUUUAUGAUCAUUUUGUAAUAAUAUUGAUGACAACAUUAGCCCUUUGUGAUGGUUUCUGUUUAUGGGCAAUAAAAAAAUAAAAUAUAGUGUAAAGUAAGAUAAAACAGUAUUUUGUAAAGCAGGGACGGAGAUUUAUGUGUGAAUAUGUCG